Neltuma alba is the source of this 4423-nucleotide messenger RNA. Its product is annotated as kinesin-like protein KIN-14I. Gene Ontology annotation, cellular component: cytoskeleton. Lineage: Eukaryota; Viridiplantae; Streptophyta; Magnoliopsida; Fabales; Fabaceae. Gene Ontology annotation, molecular function: microtubule binding; ATP binding; oxidoreductase activity. Gene Ontology annotation, biological process: microtubule-based movement. The coding region runs from base 360 to 4166 and encodes 1268 amino acids. The transcript has 24 exons. The record is from RefSeq and is a predicted model, not a curated record.
CAUAUGCUGCUGUUUGUUGAUACAUCUUCUCUCUUCUUUCUCAAUCUUCCAUUUUCUUUUGCUGUAAAAGCAAAAUCAGCUGCCCUUUGCAUUUAUAAUCCUCUCGUGACCUUCUCUCUCCCUUUUCCCUCACGCUUCCCUUGCUUCCUCUUUCUUCUCGUUUCCCUCGUUCUAUCGAUUUGGACUGCGAUUGACCUCCCGUCACCCCCAGAUCUCUUUCUUCCUCUGGUUGCUUACUACUGUUUCAGACACUGUUAUUGUUGACAUUGCUCUCCUUGCCGCUCUAAAGGGGAUUAAAUAAGAGCUAAAUUUGUUAUUGAGGCAGACUAAAAUUCAGUCCAUCAUCUGAAUUCAGCAAAAUGACCAUUGAUAUGCCAUACCCCAUGGCCCAAAGUAUGAGGACAAACAGACCUUCCUUUAGUUCCAGUAAUGGCUACGAUGAUACCCCUGUUCACAAUCAUGCUGGAGUGAGCAAUGCUGAUGACUAUGACAGUGAUGGCUCCACCUUUGCACCACCCACGCCUUCAACCCUAACAAUGGCUAUUCCAGCAGAAUUAGCCGGAGCUGUGCCCUUGAUGGAUAGAUUCCAGGUAGAGGGGUUUAUAAGAUUAAUGCAGAAACAAAUCAAUUCUGCUGGGAAACGUGGAUUUUUUUCUAAGAGAUCUGUAGGCCCUCAAAUUAGAGAGAAGUUUACAUUUGAGGACAUGUUGUGUUUCCAAAAGGAUCCUAUACCAACAUCAUUGCUUAAGAUGAACGGUGAUAUGGUAAGCCGGGCAACUAAACUAUUUCAGAUCAUUUUGAAGUAUAUGGGAGUAGAUUCACCAGAACGAGUAAAUCCAAUAAGUUUAGAUGAAAGGGUUGAGCUUGUAGGCAAACUAUACAAGCACAGUUUGAAGCGUUCAGAACUCCGAGAUGAACUUUUUGUUCAAAUAUCAAAACAAACCAGAAAUAACCCUGAGAGGCAAUACUUGAUUAAAGCAUGGGAGCUGAUGUAUUUAUGCGCAUCCUCCAUGCCACCUAGUAAAGACAUUGGAGGAUAUUUGUCUGAAUAUGUUCAUAAUGUGGCCCACAAUGUAACCACUGAUGCUGAAAUCCAAGCCCUUGCACUAAAUACAUUAAAUGCUCUUAAGCGUUCUGUCAAAGCUGGUCCUAGACAUAUUAUGCCUGGACGUGAGGAAAUUGAAGCUCUGUUAACUGGGAGAAAGCUUACAACUAUAGUGUUCUUCUUGGAUGAAACUUUCGAAGAAAUCACAUAUGACAUGGCAACAACAGUUGCUGAUGCUGUUGAGGAACUUGCGGGGAUCAUCAAAUUGUCAACAUACAAUAGCUUUACUCUGUUUGAAUGCCGUAAAGUUGUUACUGGGUCCAAAUCACCGGAUUCUGGAAAUGAGGAGUACAUUGGGUUGGAUGACAACAAAUAUAUUGGAGACCUCUUAGCAGAAUUUAGGGCAGCAAAAGAUCGAAGUAAGGGAGAAAUCUUGCAAUGUAAACUUAUAUUUAAGAAAAGGCUAUUUCGAGAAUCAGAUGAAGCUGUGGCAGAUCCCAUGUUUGUACAACUAUGCUAUGUGCAAUUACAACAUGAUUAUAUCUUGGGUAAUUAUCCUGUUGGAAGAGAUGAUGCUGCCCAACUGUCUUCAUUGCAAAUCCUGGCUGAAAUUGGAUUUGUUAGAGCACCUGAGUCUUGCACAGAUUGGGAUUCACUUUUGGAGAGGUUUCUACCAAGACAGAUUGCAAUUACUCGAGCUAAACGGGAAUGGGAGCUGGACAUUCUUUCUCGCUAUCAUUCAUCGGAACAUCUGACAAAAGAUGAGGCAAGGCAACAGUUCCUCCGCAUAUUGAGAGCACUUCCUUAUGGGAAUUCCGUUUUCUUUCAUGUUCGCAAAAUUGAUGAUCCAAUUGGACUUCUACCUGGAAAAAUAAUACUGGGCAUUAACAAGAGAGGGGUUCAUUUUUUCCGUCCUGUUCCAAAGGAAUACCUUCACUCCGCUGAGUUAAGAGACAUAAUGCAGUUUGGAAGUAGCAAUACUGCAGUAUUUUUCAAAAUGCGAGUUGCAGGUGUUCUACACAUAUUUCAGUUUGAAACCAAGCAGGGGGAAGAAAUUUGUGUAGCUCUUCAGACACAUAUCAAUGAUGUAAUGUUGCGCCGAUAUUCCAAAGCACGGUCUGCUGCUGGUGGUUCUGUAAAUGGAGAUAUCAGCAACAAUUUUAAGAGUCCUACUUCAGAAAUAUAUGAAAGACGUGUUCAAGAUCUGUCAAAAGCUGUUGAAGAAUCUCAAAGAAAUGUUGAUAAAUUGCGGGAAGAAUUGUGGGAAAAACAAAAGCAGGAAGAGAAAAUGCAAGGAGAAUUGGAGGGCUUGAAGGAAUCCUUAAAUGCAGAUAAACGAAGUCUUGAGGAAGUUACCUGUGAGUGUGAUAGGCUUAGAUCAAUAUGCAAUGAAAAGGAUAAGGCUAUUCAGGCUGCAAUUAUAGAGAAAAGAAAUAUGGAAGCAAGAUUGACCAAGUUGAAUAACCUGGUGCUAGAGAACACAAAAAAGGAGUCUGUUGAAGCAAAUAACCAGGAUUUGCAUAAGCUUGAGAAUGAGUUAAAAGUUCAUAAAGAUGAGCUGCUUGUAGCAGAAGAAACUGUUACAAGAUUGACAAAUGAAAAAUUGAUUUUGGCACGGAAGCUAUCAGAGCUGGAGAAGGGGAAUGCUGAUGAGAUUAAUGUUCUUGAACGAAGAUUUGAGCAAGAACGCAAAGCCUUGAAGUCUCAAGUGAAUGACCUGGAAAAAAAGAUAGAAGGAUUUAGACGAGAAUUAGCUGCUGCUGAAUCCACUCUAUCAGCCAAGGAUGCUGAGUUGGUUGCAUUGCAGAAUAAUUUAAGGGAACUGGAAGAACUAAGAGAAAUGAAAGAGGACAUUGAUAGGAAGAAUGAACAAACAGCUGCCAUAUUAAGGAUGCAAGGGGCUCAAUUAGCAGAAAUGGAAGCGCUUUAUAAAGAAGAGCAGGUUUUGCGGAAACGCUAUUUCAACACAAUAGAAGAUAUGAAAGGUAAGAUCAGAGUUUACUGCCGUCGAAGGCCUCUUAGUGAUAAAGAGAUCAAUGAGAAAGAGAGAGAUGUCCUGACCAGCAUAGAUGAGUUUACUAUUGAACAUCCAUGGAAGGAUGAUAAACCAAAGCAAUUUGUGUAUGAUCGUGUAUUUGAUGAUAAUGCCACCCAAGAAGAUGUAUUCGAGGAUACUAGGUAUUUGGUACAGUCUGCUGUAGAUGCGUAUAAUGUCUGCAUAUUUGCAUAUGGACAGACUGGGUCUGGGAAGACAUAUACAAUCUAUGGAACUGAAAACAACCCUGGGCUCACCCCACGUGCCACCGCUGAACUGUUCAAAAUUUUGAGGAGAGAUAGCAACAAAUAUUCUUUUUCUUUAAAGGCAUACAUGGUGGAAUUAUAUCAAGAUACACUUGUAGAUCUUCUGUUACCUAAGAAUGCAAAGCGUUUAAAAUUAGAUAUCAAGAAGGAUUCAAAGGGCAUGGUGGUUGUGGAAAAUGUGACAGUAUUGCCAAUUUCAAACAUGGAGGAAUUGAAUAGCAUAAUACAACGAGGAUCUGAACGACGGCAUACAUCUGGAACUCAGAUGAACGAAGAAAGUUCAAGAUCUCAUCUCAUAUUGUCAGUUGUAAUUGAAAGUACCAACCUCCAAACUCAAUCAAUGGCAAGAGGAAAGUUAAGCUUUGUAGAUCUUGCUGGUUCAGAAAGAGUAAAAAAAUCUGGUUCCACUGGUAAUCAACUUAAAGAAGCUCAAAGUAUAAAUAAAUCAUUAUCAGCUCUUGGGGAUGUCAUCAGUGCUUUAUCUUCCGGUGGUCAACACACUCCUUACAGGAAUCACAAGUUGACAAUGCUAAUGAGUGAUUCACUAGGGGGUAAUGCUAAAACUCUCAUGUUCGUGAAUGUAUCCCCAGCAGAAUCAAACUUGGAUGAGACACACAAUUCUCUCAUGUAUGCUUCGCGAGUGAGAUCGAUUGUGAAUGAUCCGAGCAAAAAUGUUUCGUCAAAAGAGGUGGCUCGGUUGAAAAAGCUGGUUGCAUACUGGAAGGAGCAGGCAGGCAGAAGAGGCGAUGAAGAAGAGUUGGAGGAAAUUCAAGAGGAAAGACCAAUGAAAGAGAGGUCAGAUGGCCGGCAUUCCAUGUAGGGACUCGGAUCCUCUCUAGGGAGGCUCCUGGGAAACAAACAAGAACCAACCCUGCAAGAAGUGUUUUGGUAGUCGACAAUGACAUUGAAAUUUGCCUUCUCUGUAUUGUUCUGUGCAAUGUUGUUAUUGCUUUCCAAAAUACGCAGGUAGGAUAGGCUCUAUGAUGCUUGUAUAUAUAUUUCUAAUCCUUCUUGUCUCAUUGCAUAUAUGAAUGUAUACGCUAUUCUACUUAAAUAUGAUCACUUUCUUUUGCCCAA